Messenger RNA from Lepisosteus oculatus (spotted gar), 2276 nucleotides. RefSeq names its product transferrin-a (gene tfa). Gene Ontology annotation, cellular component: recycling endosome; plasma membrane; early endosome. Gene Ontology annotation, biological process: iron ion transport; antibacterial humoral response. The record is from RefSeq and is a predicted model, not a curated record. NCBI's taxonomy places the organism in Eukaryota, Metazoa, Chordata, Actinopteri, Semionotiformes, Lepisosteidae.
UGCAGCGCGAGCCUCUGCCUGCUCCAGCUGGACGCGCGAGGUUGCUGUAUCCGUCGCCCUUGACCGUCACCAUGAAACUUGUCCUCUGCUCCCUGGUGCUGGGGUGUCUCGCUUCUGCGCUAGCGGCUCCUCAGUCCCAGCCAGUCCGCUGGUGUCUCAAGUCUGCGGCAGAGAAGAAGAAAUGCGACGCCCUUGUCAAGGCGUCCCCCCGCUUCUCCUGUGUGCAGAAGAGCUCCACGUUGGACUGCAUUAAAGCAAUUAAGGAAGCACACGCUGAUGCUAUUACCCUGGAUGGUGGGGACGUUUAUGAAGCUGGUCUCAAAAACUACAACCUUCAUCCAGUCGUAGCAGAGGACCACGGUCCAGGUUCAGACACCUGUUACUAUGCUGUUGCCGUGGUGAAGAAGGGCAGCGGGUUCAGCUUCAGUGACCUGAAAGGGAAGAAGUCAUGUCACACAGGUCUGGGCAAGUCGGCGGGCUGGAACAUCCCCAUCGGUACCCUGGUGUCCAUGGGCCUCACGGACUGGAAGGGAGCAGAGGAUGAGCCCAUUGAGAAGGCUGUCUCCAGGUUCUUUUCGGGAAGCUGCGUCCCUGGAGCAGAUAAAUCUCUUUACCCUGGGUUAUGCAGCCAGUGCAAAGGUGACUGCAGCCGCUCUCAGAAGGAGCCGUACUACGACUAUAGUGGAGCUUUCCAAUGCCUGAAGGAUGGAAAAGGAGAUGUGGCAUUCGUGAAGCACCUCACAGUCCCAGAUUCUGAAAAGCCCAAUUAUGAGCUGCUGUGCAAAGAUGGCACCAGGAAGGCCAUCAGUGAGUAUGCGUCCUGCCACCUGGCACAAGUCCCAGCACAUGCUGUUGUCAGCCGAAAGAGUCCAGCCUUGGCCAAAAGAAUCUGGGAGAGUCUUGAGGAUGCCAAGAGCAAAUUUAGUCUCUUCAGGUCUGAUGCAUAUGGAGGAAAAGACCUGGUGUUCAAAGACUCCACACAGAAGCUGGUUCACCUGCCUGAGACCAUGGACUCCUUCUUGUACCUUGGAGCGGAAUACAUGAGUGUCAUCCGGUCCCUGAAGGGAGAGACAAUCGGCAAGUCCCGCUCGGGGGCCGUGCAGUGGUGCACCACGGGUCACUUCGAGAUGAACAAGUGUGACGACUGGGCCAUCAACAGCGUGGCGGCCAAGAGCCGCACGAGAGUGGAGUGUGCGAGGGAGGCGACGGUGGAGGACUGCGUGAAGAAGAUCAUGCGUGGAGAUGCAGAUGCCAUUUCUUUGGAUGGAGGGGAGAUCUAUUCUGCAGGGAAGUGUGGCCUGAUACCCGCCAUGGUAGAACAGUACGAUGCAGAUCAAUGCAAAGUAUCAGGAGCGACAGGCUCUUACUUUGCAGUGGCUGUGGUAAAGAAAGGCUCAGGGCUCACCUGGAAGACUCUGAAAGGAAAGAAAUCAUGCCACACUGGAAUAGGACGCACUGCAGGAUGGAAUGUGCCCAUGGGUCUAAUUCAUAAAGAGAUCCGCAGUUGCAACUUCUCGGACUACUUCAGUCAGAGCUGUGCUCCCGGGGCAAAGAAAGGCUCCAGCCUCUGUGCUCUGUGUGUUGGCAGCGGUAAGAAAGUUGGAGAGACAAACAAAUGUGUCGCCAGCAGUGAAGAGAAUUAUUAUGGAUACACUGGAGCAUUCAGGUGUCUGGUGGAAGGCGGGGGAGAUGUUGCCUUUGUGAAGCACACCACUGUGGAGGAGAACACUGCAGGCCGUAAUCCUGCUGACUGGGCCAAAAACCUGAAGGCAUCUGACUUUGAGUUGCUGUGUCCCACUGGGCCUCCAGUCGCUGCUGUAAACCAGUAUAAAACCUGCAACCUGGCGCAGGUGCCCUCCCACGGUGUCAUGGUUCGCCCAGAAAGCAGAAGCAAAGUUAUCGCUUUUCUGAAUGAACAGCAGGAACUCUUUGGAAGGGGCAAAAAAGGAAAUUUCACUUUAUUUACAUCAACUGAAGGCAAGAACCUUCUCUUUAAAGACACAACGCAGUGUCUCCAAGAAGUUCCCCUGGGACAAACCUCUAAGGAAUUCCUUAAGACAGAUUAUUAUGAUGCAGUGACAAAACUCAGCGAGUGCGAAACCUCAGAACUCGUGAAAAGUUGCACCUUCCACACCUGUCAGAAGCAUUGAAGUGGAGCUCUACCAACCCUGCAAGAAAGCUGCAAGAAACCACUCCCAUAAGCAUCAUGGAGUGGUUUGUUUUGCUGAAAUUAGUUGUCCGGUAGAAAAUAAAAACAUAAAGCAUUUUCCAACGCU